AUGUCUGAAACAUCUCGUGAUGAACUUAAUACAAUCAAUGAUGAUCAACUAUCUGAAAUUAAUAAUAUCUUAUCAUCUGCUGUUCAACUUGAUUCAACAACAAUAACAUCCAAUAAUGUUGUACAAAAAUUUGUUUCUGAUAUGCAUAACGAUGCAAUAGAACCUAGUAAACUGUCUAUUUCUAAAUAUGAACUUUCUUUUACUGUUCAACCUUAA
Molecule: messenger RNA, 216 nt
Organism: Rotaria sp. Silwood2
Lineage: Eukaryota; Metazoa; Rotifera; Eurotatoria; Philodinida; Philodinidae
Source: the annotation of a GenBank genome assembly